AACUCAUCAGUAGACUGCUAGUCCUGUGUGAAUUACGGAAAUGUCGAGCUUUCAGCUUCUUAGCGUCCUUCCAAAACCUUCUUAUGACCAUGUCUUUAAUAGAGAACGCAAUGAAUUUGUAACUACAACAGCCACGAACCAAGUAGAAGUAUAUAAACAACAAGGCAACGAAUGGGUUCUCAACAAAACCUUCAGCGAUCACGAGAAAAUCGUCACAUGCGUUGACUGGUCUCCUGUUACCAACCGAAUCGUAACAUGCUCUCAGGAUCGCAAUGCGUAUGUGUAUGAAAAGCAACGUGAUGGAAGUUGGAAGCAAACUCUUGUCCUUCUUCGGUUAAACCGUGCCGCUACGUUUGUCCGCUGGUCUCCGAAGGGAGACAAGUUUGCCGUAGGAAGUGGUGCUCGGGUCAUUUCAGUGUGCUAUUUUGAAGAAGAAAACGACUGGUGGGUCAGUAAACAUCUAAAGCGUCCCUUGAGAAGCACCAUUCUGUCUUUGGAUUGGCAUCCCAACAACGUUUUGCUUGCUGCUGGCUGUGCCGAUCGCAAGGUGUAUGUGUUGUCAGCAUACAUUCGUGAUGUUGAUGAAAAGCCUGAAGCUACUGUCUGGGGAUCCCGUCUUCCCUUCAAUACCGUUUGUGCGGAGUAUCCUUCUGGCGGUUGGAUCCAUUCAGUUCAAUUCUCUCCUUCAGGAAAUGCUUUGGCUUUUACAAGCCACGAUUCUUCCCUUACUAUCGCAUAUCCAAGCGCCCCUGAACAACCCCCUCGUGCUUUUGCUACUCUUAAAUUACCUCAGCUGCCCUUUCAUUCUCUUCUGUGGGUGAACGAAACCACCAUCGUUGCUGCAGGCUAUAACUAUGCACCUCUUCUUUUCCAAGGAAACGAAUCUGGUUGGUAUUUUAUUGGUGAUUUAGAUCCUGGUGCUUCAAAAACCACGGCUACUCAGACCGGAAAGGAUGCCGUAAAAGAUGAAGAGGAGUCUGGUCCCGUCUCCUUUUCUGCCUUGCGUUCUACUUUCCGAAAUAUGGAUCUGAAGGGUUCGAGCCAAUCUGUUUCUUCUUUACCUACUGUACACCAAAAUAUGAUUGCUUCUCUUCGCUCCUACGCUGGUGCACCAGGAAACAUGACUUCCUUCACCUCUAGCGGUACUGAUGGUUGCAUCGUUUUAUGGAAUCUUUAAUUUGUCCAGUUAUGACUUAUGAUCUUUUUGUCGGUUCUCUUUCUUUUUGCGGUAUUGUAUAAAUAUUCAUGGCUUUAUCAAUAUCUAAAGUUUAUGUAAAGAACAAUACUUUUAUGAAUAAAGCGCUUACUCUAUCUAUGUCACCGUGAUCUCGCACAUAUACGCUUAUAUUUUCAAGCUAAUUUGUUUGAUUUAAGAAUGCUUCAAUUGAUACUUUGGAUCCAUUAUUUCUGAAAAUUAAACUAAAAGUAUGAAACAAAUCAUUAAACGUACGAAAGAUAUCCUAUAAAUAAAUUAACCUAUCA
Schizosaccharomyces cryophilus OY26 is the source of this 1482-nucleotide messenger RNA. Its product is annotated as ARP2/3 actin-organizing complex subunit Sop2. Bases 41 to 1177 code for a protein of 378 amino acids. Lineage: Eukaryota; Fungi; Ascomycota; Schizosaccharomycetes; Schizosaccharomycetales; Schizosaccharomycetaceae. Gene Ontology annotation, cellular component: actin cytoskeleton; Arp2/3 protein complex. Gene Ontology annotation, molecular function: actin filament binding. The record is from RefSeq and is a predicted model, not a curated record. The transcript is spliced from 2 exons. Gene Ontology annotation, biological process: Arp2/3 complex-mediated actin nucleation.